Trichoderma aggressivum f. europaeum is the source of this 2010-nucleotide messenger RNA. RefSeq lists its product as uncharacterized. Bases 1 to 2010 code for a protein of 669 amino acids. Gene Ontology annotation, molecular function: GDP phosphatase activity; UDP phosphatase activity. The transcript is spliced from 2 exons. The record is from RefSeq and is a predicted model, not a curated record. Gene Ontology annotation, cellular component: Golgi apparatus. Gene Ontology annotation, biological process: UDP catabolic process. Lineage: Eukaryota; Fungi; Ascomycota; Sordariomycetes; Hypocreales; Hypocreaceae.
AUGGGUCAAUACGGUGUAAUUCUCGAUGCUGGCUCUUCCGGCACCCGCGUGUACAUCUACAAAUGGAAGGAUCCCAACAAGGCCCUCAAGCAAGCUUCUGCCUCCGAUGCCCACGUACUACCGAAGCUGAAGCUCCACAAGAGCAAGAAGAUCCAUCCGGGAGUUUCUACCUUUGCUGAAGACGUCUCCUCUGUCGGGCCCGAUCAUUUGAAAGCGCUCAUCGACACCGCGCUCGACGAGAUACCAGCAUCCCAGGUCGCCCAGACACCAAUCUUCCUCCUGGCCACCGCUGGCGUUCGAUUCCUGCCCAAGCACCAGCAAACGGCAUUGCUACAAGGCAUCUGCACAUAUCUACAGGCCAACACACAGUUUCUGCUCCCCGACUGCGCAAGCCGUAUUCAGGUCAUCUCAGGCGAGACCGAGGGCUUGUACGGCUGGAUCGCUGCCAACUAUCUACUUGGCGGCUUCGAUAACCCCGACGAACAUGCGCACGGAAAAGGCCAUAAUACCUAUGGCUUCCUAGACAUGGGUGGUGCGUCGGCACAGAUUGCCUUUGCACCAAACUCAACCGAGACGGAAAAACACGCGAACGACCUUAAGCUGGUCCGACUGCGACGCCUAGAUGGCUCUCCUAUGGAGUACAAGGUCUUUACAGCUACGUGGCUCGGUUUUGGGGCUAACAAGGCGCGAGAACGAUUUGUCGAAGGCUUACAAGAGCAGUACGGCAAAGCGAAAGGCGACAUUCCGGACCCUUGCCUACCGAAAGGCUUGCGAACCUCCAUCAAGGGCGAGCCCCUUGGCAGCAAGCAAUCAUCCGAUUUUGCGCUUGUUGGAACCGGCAUGUUUGAAGAAUGCCUCCGUAAGACGUACCCCUUGUUGGGUAAAGAUGUGCCAUGCAAGGAUGACCCGUGCUUACUCAACGGUCAGCAUGUGCCCGCCAUUGACUUUGAUGUGAACCACUUCAUUGGCGUCUCGGAGUACUGGCACACAACACAUGGCGUCUUUGGCCAAGAGAGCAAAGUCUACGACUUGAUCGCAUACGAGCAGGAGGUUAAUGCAUUCUGCAGCCAGGACUGGUCGGUAAUUGAACAUGGACUUGAUAAGAGAAAGAAGACGAUGGAGGAGAAGGCAGAGAACGCCAGGGAAGCUUGUUUCAAAGCCUCAUGGUUAAUCAAUGUGCUAUAUGAGGGCAUUGGCAUCCCGCGGAUCAGUCUAGGGGACAUUCCCGGCACAAAAGUCAACAACACCAAGGGAGCUGUGGAAAAGGCGAAAGGUAAGGGGUUUUUAGAUCCCUUCCAGCCUAUUGACACGAUUGGAGGCGUUGAGGUCAGCUGGACUCUGGGCAAAAUGGUUCUCUACGCUGCCGGACAGAUCCCCCCACAAGGCUCAGCACUUCCUGUUGGAUUCGGAAGCAAUACAGGAUUGGAGAUUCCCUCUGAUUUUGAACUUGCCGGGUCCAAACCCUUGUUUCCAGGCUCUCAUUACCAUGACGACGAUGACGACGACGAUGUCGUUUCAAAUCGCUCUUCACCUGUCUCUGGUCUAUUGGUGCUGAUGCUGAUUCUCCUCUUCGUUGGCUACCUCCUAAGAAAAACCGAAUGGGGCCCUAGAGUGCUAGGCAAGUUCCGCCGUUUCCGGAAAUCUAGAAGCUCGUCUUUUGUGAGAAACCUCUUCGGCAGAAACCCAACAAGCUAUGAACGGUUAUUAGAGGAAGGCGGUGCGCUUGAGUUUGAGCUUGGAGGCACAGAAUCCGACGAAACUGACGGCUCGGACGGCGGAGAGACGUCAAGAUCUGCUAGAGGCAACCGACUGUCGGGAACCAAGGCGAGCUUCGAGCGGUUUGAGGGGAUGCGUCCCCCAUCAGUAAUGGAUAGGCAUGGGCUUGUUUUGCGGACAGAGAGCUGCGAGCGACUUGCUCCGACACUUCAAAUGCUGAACGCUGGCCGUCGCAGCAGGGCCGGAAGUCCGACACGGUUGAAGAAUUCCAUUAUGAUACCGCAGGAAAGCUAG